This is a messenger RNA of Ilex paraguariensis (yerba mate), 204 nucleotides long. Lineage: Eukaryota; Viridiplantae; Streptophyta; Magnoliopsida; Aquifoliales; Aquifoliaceae. The record is from the annotation of a GenBank genome assembly.
GUUUCUGCCAGCUUUAAUCACAAUCAUGGGUCACUAUACCAUGCAAAUUCAACUGAUCCACCUGCGGCUAUUACACAGAUCCACCUAUGGCUUCAAAAUAAGCCACACAACUCAACAAAAUGGUUGGCCACUUGGUUCAGUACUCCAGAAGAUGGUACCCUUAAUCUCCUCCAUGUGCUCUCUCCACUGCACGGGCUGCCUUAA